AUGGCUUCUCCGUCUUCUUGCUCCCAAAAUGAAUUUAACCAGUUUCACAACAUCGACCGCAUUCUCUUCACCCGGCUCUUGGUGUCUCUUGGCCGCGAACCCAACGAGGCCAUGCAGGUCAUGGCAUACCUCAUUUGGCUGGAGAAGAUGAGCAAGGAUUUCAGGCUCGUGUCCAAGCUCCUCAGUGCUUCUGAUUCAUUACUUCGUGACCUCGUAAAUGAGGUCGUCUUGGCCUUGAGCUGCAUCGAGGGCGACCAAUUCCCUCAUGACUCCAACCUCAUCAAAGACUUGCGUUUAACCCAGAGUAUCACUCAGAGGAGCGUCACCAUCCGUUACUUGCUCCAAAACCGUGAGCCCAUAGUCCAUGCCAUCACCAAAAUAAUCAACGACGUCUGCAUCAGAGCCUUCACCGACAUAGUGCAGAAAGUGGGAAGUGAGAAGGCUAUGAUAAGGCGGAGCCAGAUAAAUCCGGGGGUGCAACCUGCUUAUUAUGACUCUACUCGUCAUGCUGUGCAGCCCCGACACAACACUAUUGCUCAGUAUGAGUCUCAGAAUGAUGAGGUGAGUAAGAUGUUAAAGAGGUUGGAGCUGAGUAUUACUAGUGCGGGAAGGAAUGUGCCCCCUGAUGAAAGGACCAUCUUUUUGACUUUCUCAAAAGGGUACCCUAUUUCUGAGGCUGAGGUCCGAGACUACUUCUCAAGAAGAUAUGGAGAUAUGAUAGAAGAAGUAUGUAUGCAAGAAGUGGAAAUGAUGGAGCAACCUCUAUAUGCUCGGCUGGUUGUGCGUGGGAAUGCCAUAGAUUUGAUAGAUGCGGUGCUGGAAGGCAAAGGCAAAGUGAAGUUCAGCAUCAAUGGAAAGCAUGUUUGGGCCAGAAAGUAUAUUCGCAAGACCAAAUCUCCGCCAACUUCCCCUUCUUAUUCAUCUUCACCCUCCCUACCUACCCACAUCUAG
Neltuma alba is the source of this 951-nucleotide messenger RNA. RefSeq lists its product as uncharacterized. The coding region runs from base 1 to 951 and encodes 316 amino acids. The transcript has 2 exons. NCBI's taxonomy places the organism in Eukaryota, Viridiplantae, Streptophyta, Magnoliopsida, Fabales, Fabaceae. The record is from RefSeq and is a predicted model, not a curated record.